AUGCAGUAUGACGUCGGUUGCGUCGCUGAUGAUCAACGUGUCUAUUCAGGGUGUAUAGUUAACAAUGAAUGCAAAAAUUUCUCUAUAGCAUUUGACUGGAACGGUCGGCUACUUGUGAACGACAACGGCGAGUUAUCGUCCAAUUCGAACGUGAUGAUUGUGCCAGGUCGAGGCGUGGGCAAAAAAGACGAUGUGGUGAUUGUGGUGAUGCCGCACUUCUUACAACCUCCUGUGGCUACUACUGUUGCACCACCGCUUCCCUUCCCCCCCGCCAUCCCCGUCGAUGGAAUUCACGGAGGCGCUAUUGUUGGUGGAGCGGGAGAAGGCAGUCUCUUUGUUCCCUGUAAGUUAAACAAUUCUAGCAUUUGUGAUCUUGCUUCCUCCAACAGCACUAUUUCCACUAAACUCCCCCAAAAAGGUGGAGGUUCAUGA
This is a messenger RNA of Hydatigera taeniaeformis, 432 nucleotides long. NCBI's taxonomy places the organism in Eukaryota, Metazoa, Platyhelminthes, Cestoda, Cyclophyllidea, Taeniidae. The record is from the annotation of a GenBank genome assembly.